UGCAUUACUUAUUCUCAUGUACCAACAUGCAUAACCCUCCUUCUUAUUAGAGAAAAGCUUAUAGACAUAUUUCCCUAAAUAAAAUUUAUUGAAUAUGAUUCUGUCCCCACAUAUCAAAACAUCAAAAUCAAUACAACAACCAUCCAACUCAACCCAACCUAACAAAGCAAAUAUGGCAGAUCUAAACGAAAGCAUAGAAGAAUCUCAAGAAAAUAAUAAUCUCCCAAAAGUAUUCCUUCAUGGUCCACCUGAAUUCUCCUUCAUCCUUCAACCCAAUCCUUCUCAUAAUUUCCAUAUCUUAAACCCUUCUUCUCUUCCUCCUCUCCACCAAUUCUUAUCCCUCAAUCCUCACCAUGCCUCCUCCAUUGCCGCUAUUGUUUGUACCGGAGGCUACACCGUCAACGCUGAUGUUCUCCAACUUCUCCCCGCCCUCCGUCUUGUCUGCACCCCCAGCGCUGGAACUGAUCAUAUUGAUCUCUCCGAGUGUCGGCGUCGGGGAAUUCAGGUUGCAGGAGCUGGAAAUCUUUUUUCUGAAGAUGUGGCGGAUAUGGCUGUUGCUUUGUUGAUUGAUGUCAGCAGGAAAAUUUCAGCUGCGGAUCGGUUCUUGAGAAGACAAGUUCAGAAUGUAUCUUGGAAUUUUCCACUUGGUUCUAAGUUAACAGGAAAAAAGAUUGGAAUUGUUGGUAUGGGAAGAAUCGGCUCAGAAGUCGCAAAGAGGCUUGAAGCAUUCAGUUGCAUGAUAUCAUACAACUCUAGAAACAAAAAACCAUUAGUUUCGUACCCUUACUAUUCCACUGUCUUAGAGCUUGCAACAGACACCAAUGUACUGAUUCUAUGUUGUGAUUUAAACGACCAAACAAGGCACAUUGUCAACAAAGAAGUCAUGUUGGCAUUGGGAAAAGGAGGAAUCAUAGUGAAUGUUGGAAGAGGUGCUCUCAUUGAUGAAAAGGAAUUGUUGAAGUGUUUGAUUGAAGAUGAAAUUGGAGGUGCUGGUUUGGAUGUGUUUGAGAAUGAACCUCAUGUUCCUAAAGACUUCUUUUCAUUGGAUAAUGUUGUCCUUUCACCUCAUGCAGCUGUUGUAACUUCUGAGUCUUUGAUGGGUAUCCGCCAAAUUGUGGAACAAAAUUUGACAGCAUUCUUUUCAAAUAAAGCUCCGAUUACUCCGGUUAUAUAGUUGAUUGGAUGCGUUAUGUGUAUUUGGAAAUCUCAAAUUCAGUGUUAUCAUUCGCCGUGUGUUUCCUUCAUCCCACCGCGUUACCAAGUAGACUAUGAAAUGUUUUUCACAUUUUUUUUGUUCCUAUGUUGCAUCCUUUUGAACAUGUUUGUUCUUAUGGUGUUUUUAGGUCAAGUUUGUAAUGAUCGAUAUGCGCUACUAGUUUGAGAGAUCGGCUAUGAAGAAUGUUAAGUUCAGAGUUUAUUAAGUAUCAAAUUUUAGUUAUUUUUAUA
Messenger RNA from Medicago truncatula (barrel medic), 1446 nucleotides. Its product is annotated as glyoxylate/hydroxypyruvate reductase HPR3. The record is from RefSeq and is a predicted model, not a curated record. Gene Ontology annotation, cellular component: cytosol. Gene Ontology annotation, molecular function: hydroxypyruvate reductase [NAD(P)H] activity; glyoxylate reductase (NADPH) activity; NAD binding. The coding region runs from base 95 to 1174 and encodes 359 amino acids. NCBI's taxonomy places the organism in Eukaryota, Viridiplantae, Streptophyta, Magnoliopsida, Fabales, Fabaceae. The transcript has 2 exons.